Molecule: messenger RNA, 3920 nt
Organism: Cuscuta campestris
Lineage: Eukaryota; Viridiplantae; Streptophyta; Magnoliopsida; Solanales; Convolvulaceae
Source: the annotation of a GenBank genome assembly
ACUGAAUUUUUCAUGCUCAUUUUUCCUCGCUCCAUCUUCCUCAUUCCUCAACUAGGGUUCCGACUCCUGUGAGCCCGCCAAACAUCCACGGGUAUGGUCUUAUCUAUAUUCAGUUUCACAAGAUCUGGUAAGGUUGCAUACAAAUGUUGUGUAAUUGAUCCUUUUAAAACCUAUUUCGGUGUAUUUUGACCUUCUAACUUCAUCCGUUUUCUGAACUCUGUUUCAAAUCAUUCAGCCGGUGCGUUUGAUGAAUUCAUUCAUGCCUUAAGUUUUCAUUUUUCUAUAUGAUAGAUCUGAUCUGUUUGUGCUUAGAUUCGAUCUUUAUAUUGAGAUUCGAACACUAGAUCUUUGUUUUUUUUCGUUUUGCAUUUACGCUUUCGAGUGCAUAUCUUGAAAAACACAUCAUAUGCUUUUGCACUGUAAAUCUCGCAGAAGUUAUUUUUAAUUUUGAGACUUCAGGUUUUCAGUAUUUUCUGCAGUUAAGAUGAGGCCAAUUUUCUGUGGGAACUUUGACAUUGAAACCAGGCAGAGUGAGCUGGAGAGGCUCUUCAGAAAAUAUGGAAAUGUUGACAGGUUGUAACUUGGUGCUCUAGAGCUUGACAAAGUAGUUACUUAUAGUGGAUUUGGUUUAUUCGAUUGAACUGUUCAUCAAUUUAGUUAAGUUUGAGCCUUUUACUCUUAUAAAUUCUAGUUACAUAAAAAGAAUCAAAUGAUAACAUUUUUGAAAGAUUUCAUAUGUAAACUGGUGGUUUGUCUUAGAUCAAGCCAAUCGUUCAUACAUUUCGUUUGUUGUGGGAAUCUUUUAAGCACAACACUGUUUCCUUCAAGAAUGGUUUUCGUGUCAAUCCAUAUUCCGGAAAUAAUAAGUAACUCUAGAAAUUAUGUGUACAACUUCCUUAAAUGCAAUGGGCUUGAGCUUAUGCUACGGGGUCCUUGGGUGAGUGCCAACAAUGAAGGUCUGAACUCCAACCCCAAAAGACCAGCGGCAAGCUACUGCAGCGAUGGUUCUGAUUUUUGUAGACUCCUAUCAACAAUUCAACAUACUGCUUCCAUAUCUCUAUAAACAAAGCGUCUGUUCGCUGUGACAAUACAUAGCUUGUGCAUAGAUGUUUCAUUGCACUACAAUAAAGUAGAAGAUAAUGCUGAUGUGGUCAAAACCAGAUCUGAUCUGGCUUACUCUCAAUCUGUUUUGGCCAACCACACUGGAGAGACUUCUUCUUUUGGUGGGUAAAUAAAUCUGUUGAGGUCUUUUUAAGAAACUCAGCAAUGGGCGUGAGGGCUCAGAGAAUUAGCAUUGGCCUGCAAGAGGCAGGCUACUACACAGCAGAGUAUCUAUCUUCAAUUCAAGAUGAUGCAGCUUUACAAAAUCACUCUCUAUUGAGAUGUUUCAGGGUGUCAUAAAUAUGGAUAUUGGUAAAGGAAACAGUAUAUUUUGAUUUAGUGUAAACCCCAAUUCUCAACUGAUUCUUUGGCGCAGGAUAAUAUUGUGAUGUUCAUACAUUCAUGGCUGGUUGACAAGGUCUUCAUUUCCUUUGUUGGAUGUGACAAGCACACUCUUGUUUAAAAGAGCUAUAUGAUCCAUCAUGGCACCACAAUCAUGCAUUUUCCUUGUCAUUAGUACCAUCCAUUCAUCAUCACUUUUCCCCUGCCUUCUUUGCCAUGCUUAAUGCCGGCCUCGAAGCUGAGGUAGCAGAAUAAUAUGGAGAAGGCUCUCCCUUCACUACAUUCCCACCAUGAGACAUCCACUUUUCGAUUCUUGUUCCUUGACAUCAAUUAGUCCAAUGUUCAAGGAUUUGCUUUUGUGUAUAUGGAAGAUGAAAGAGAUGGUGAUGAUGCUGUACGAAGACUUGACCGUAUGGAAUUUGGCAGAAAAGGACGUAAGCUCCGUGUUGAGUGGGCAAAGGAAGAACGAGGCAGGCGCCAUGAGAGUACCAGGAGAUCUACCAAUAGCACUAGGAUUUCAAAGACUUUGUUUGUCAUCAACUUUGAUCCCUACCAUACUCGGACAAGGGACUUGGAGAGGCACUUUGAGCCAUAUGGUAAAAUACUCAACAUAAGGAUCCGAAGGAAUUUUGCAUUCAUUCAGUUUGAAACACAAGAAGAUGCCACUAAAGCAUUGGAUGCUACACACUUGAGUAAAGUGAUGGAUCGUGUCAUUACUGUGGAAUAUGCUAUCAAAGAUGAUGACAUGGGUGAUAGGAGAAACGGACGCAGUCCUGAUAGAGGUCGUGACAAGUUUCAAAGAAGGGAUGGUAAUGACCGGGACCGGUCUCGAAGCCCGUAUAGGAGAGAGAGGGCCAGCCCUGACUAUGGUGGGGUUCAUAGGUCCAGUCCUGACUAUGGUCGGGGACAUAGGUCCAGUCCAUAUCAUAGAGAAAGGCACAGUCCUGAUUAUGGUUGUAGACCUGGUUCAAGCCCAGCUAACAGAAGAAAGGAAAUUGAAUCGGCCUGUGACCGUAGUCCUAAUGUUAGGAAGAGGAGGUAUUCUGGUAAUGGAAGUGCUUCUAGCCUUAGUCCUGUACAGGAGAGGGCUGGUCCUGGCAAUGCCCGUGAACGUAGUCCAAACAACAGUGGAAGGGAUUUUGAACGGGCCUGCAACCGUAGUCCAGAUGCUAGUAGGAAUGAGAGGUAUGUUGGUAGGGACAAAGCUCCUAGCCUCAGGCCUAUGCGGGAGAGUUAUAGCCUUAGUCCUAUACGGGACAUGGCUGGUCCUGACCGUAGUCCAAACCACAGAAGGGAUGUUGAAUGGGCCCAUGACCAUAGUCCUAAUCACAGAGGAAGUAAUUUUGAACGGGCCUGUGACCGUAGUCCAAACCACAGAGGAAGGAAUGUUGAACAGGGCCGUAACCUUAGCCCUAACCACAGAGGAAGGGAUUCUGAACGGGCCCUUGACCGUAGUCCUAAUCACAGAGGAAGGGAUGUCCGUGACUGUAGUCCACACCACAGAGGAAGGGAUUCUGAACAGGCCAGUGACCGUAGUCCUAAUCACAGAGGAAGGGAUGUUGAACGUGGCGCCCAUGACCGUAGUCCGAAUCACAGAGGAAGGGAUGUUGAACGUGCCCGUGACUGUAGUCCACACCACAGAGGAAGGGAUUCUGACCAGGCCAGUGACCGUAGUCCUAAUCACAGAGGAAGGGAUGUUGAACGUGGCACCCAUGACCGUAGUCCUAAUCACAGAGGAAGGGAUGUUGAACAGGCCCGUGACUGUAGUCCACACCCAAGAGGAAGGGAUGUUGAACAGGCCAGUGACCGUAGUCCUUACUACAGAGGAAGGGAUGUUGAACGGCCCCACCAUAGUCCAAACCACAGAGGAAGGGAUGUUGAACAGGCACGUGACCUUAGUCCAGACAUUUGCAUGGAGAGGGCUGGUCCUGAAAAUGGGCAUGCUAACAGUCCUCCAGAAAGGGGAGGUCCUGAAUAUCCUCAUGGACACAGCCCGAGUCCUCAAAGAGAAGAUCAAGAGAAGUCAAGUCAUCUAGGUGGAAUUGAAGUGCCUGGUUUAAACCCUAAAAUAUAUGAUCCUGAGUUUAGGAGGGAAAGUCAAAGUCCACAUGAAAUAUACAAGAGUCGUUCAUCUUCAUCCUAAGAGAGGUCUCCCUGUUGAUGAAAUUCAUGGAAUGUGCUGCUGUGUGCUGGUCCAGUGCUGUGAUGCCAUUUCUUCUUUAGCUUUGUCAUUUCAGAUGUUCGUUUUGAUAUUUACCAUUACUGCGUUUUACCUGCAAUGGCCAACACCUUUUUCUGCCUUAUGUUGCAUUUUAGAUGUUUGAAUGUUAGAACUGGUUAUUCAAUUCUUUUUAUGGGGAGACUUUGGUCCUUGAGGUAUUGUUGGCGGUGAAAACAUAUGAACAAAGAGCGUUUUGGACCCCUAUUUUCCUUGCUCGACUUGUAUGUGCUAGGCAUAAUUAAUCUGCUGUGCCCAA